CUAUCAGGGGAGGAGUUUUCAUUGCACGCUGUGUUUUAAAGGUUUUCGUGAAUUGAACUUUCGUAUUGUAUGUUAUUAACAAUGUAAAUAACGAUUUGAAUUGUGUACUGAAACGGUAGUACUUUUCAGAAGUUGCACUGCUGUCAAAGCUCACAUAUUUAAAAUCGUGUGACUCCCUUCCCAAAAAAACAGACCAUCAGCUGCUCCUGGCGCCCCUUUCUAGUCCAUAGUUAGCCGAACCCAAGUGUUCCCCUAACCUCUUCGCUGGCUGGGCUGUGCCCCGCUUCUCUUUCUUCGUGUUGGCAUGCAGUGAAGAGUCAAACUACAGGCGUUCAGGCAAGAGUUGAGACGAAAAGUGACAAGUUAGCGUUGAAGAGAAAUGGAAGAUGAAGACACAAAAAACGAUGAGGGUGCAAAGCAGAAGAAAAGGAUUCUCCCUGCUUGGAUGCUGGGAGGACCGGUAACUCCUAGAAGAAAAACACCAGUGAAACGACUGAAGAGAAAUAAGAAUUUAGAAAAAAAAAAUGUUUCUCAGACACCAGCAGGAACAGUUGUGUACUGUUUGAAUGAAGCUGAACUGGUCGAAUCUGCACUUAGCAUCCUGAAUGAGGUGGCCAAAUCAAAAUGGAAGAAUGAUGAAUCUGGGGAUAUUGUUGCACCUGAAGCAGAGUCCAGUGAAAAAAUUCAUGUAUCAGAAUCUGACUUGGAAAGUGAGCAAGACAACUCUGAUCAGGAAACAUCUGUUUUGAAAUGUGUGGAACAUUCUGCUGCAGAAUUACAGGAUAAGAAACAGCGCAAACACCCAACAGAAAUACUCUGCCCUGGGCUGAACUCUCUUAAAGUAAAUCAAUCUUUGCAUGAAAGCGUCGACUUUACCAGAAAUGAAAGAAAAGCAGAUCAUGAUGAUGAUGAUGAUGAUGAUGAUGAUGCAAUGAAACUUGUUAGAGAGAUUUUCUUUAGCUAAGAGUACACUAUAGCAUAUCCGGGCUUGCUUCUGUUCAGAAGGAAAGGAAUAGCAAAACAUUUAAAAAAGAAGAGGGUUUUUUUUUUUUACUGAAGAGGUUUACUUUUUUUAUAUUUUUUUCUUACAUGCUUUCUUGCAUUUAAGAAUGCUUUCAGGUGUUCAGAAUGUAAGUUAUGAAAAAGUCUAUGAUACUUAUGUCUACUGCUUCAUUGUAAACAUUGUUUUGAAGGGAAAACAAAGUAUAUUUUAUAUAUUUAUGUAUUUAUUUAUGUUUGUCCCAUCUUGGAGAUUUUUGGCAUCUCUGUUCUUGAAUAGACAGACAACAGCAGGGUCAAAGAGAGUAAAAAAAAAGCCUGACACACACACACGCUUGUGUGUGUGUGUGUGUGUGUGUGUGUAUAUAUAUAUAUAUAUAUGUAUGUAUACACACAUACACAUACAUGUGUGUGUAUGUGCACACUAGUCAUACAACACACUGCCAGCUAACUUAUUACUGCCGGUACAUCCCCGUAAGGAUAGAGGGCCCACACCCCCCCCCCCCCAACUUGUUAAUCUCUGCCAAACUUUUUGUUCCUUGGAGACAGAUAAAGACACCAUGAUAGUGCCAUGUUUGCCUAUAGUGUCUUGUGUACAACACAGUAUCCCUGUCCUUGUCAUACCUCAUCACACACAACAUCAGAACAACAUCAGACACACAGUUUCUUAUGUAUUUCAGCCCAGCCCCUCAAACUGGAACCACUAAACACUGGACCAAUGCAUGUUCUCAAAUAGCAGAACUAGACGCAUUCAGUUUUUUUUUGAGACACAUUUGUUUGAUCUUACUUCUAGGUAGCGUCACUGCGGCAUUAAAUCAUAACAUUUGGGUUUACUUACCAGCAAAAGUGUAUGGACAAACCAGUGUUGGUCACUCCACCCCACACUCCACCAAACUCUUCCAGUGUUCAAGCUGCUGACUUAUCUCUGGUUGUCUGGAUCAUAGUCAGGGCUUCAUCCACCUGUUCCAUAGAGAUAGGUACAUAGUAAUUUAUUUGGUGGCAGAACCCCCAUAUCUUGCCAGUAGUAGUGUCACUGUUUCCAUAUACAAUGCUCUGCAUUGAGAAGGUGUCAUUAAAAGCUAACCUAUUUUUGAAUCAGUCACUUCAGCUACUGGUGUUUUACCCUAAUUACUACAGUGUUGGAGCGUAUUUAUGAUGCAGUCUGUAUCAUCACAGUUGGUUGCAGUACUAUACUGAAAGGGCUCAUUUUUUUUCAGAAUACUGGAUUGACUUUUUGUGGUCUUUGUGAAGGAAAAUGCAGAUUUCUCUGUUACUUAUCAAAUGCUGUCAAGAGUGGUUGGCUGAUAACAUUACCUUUUGUUAUGAUUAGUUUAACAGGACACUUCAAGGUCCUGUUCAGUUUCAUUCUGCAAGAGCUGCAGCUACAUCUCUCAGUUGCUCAGCAGGUAACACAUUUACCUUUGAAGCUAUGAAGACCAGAAGACUGAGGUUCUGUUCCUUCCCAAAGUACUUGCAAUUUGUUAUUCCAUAACUGAACCUUUAAUGCAAAAUAAGGGCAGGUGUUUCAUUCCUAAGGUUCCAUCUCUCAAAUGAGGUGUUAAAUUGUGGUCCUGUUUCCCUUAGUUGAUAGGGAUUGGGUAGCUGUGAAUACCUAAAACAGUAGGAAUCCUAGAGAAUAGUACACCAGCAGUCCAAGGAACAAAGCAAAUGGUGUGGAAAACGCACUAUUUUUGGUUUUGUUGUUUGUGGAAUCCUAAGGUCGACUUUUCAUUUAGUUCUUCAUUUAGUUGUGAAUAUCUUUUGAAAAAAAAUAGCUGAUAUAAGGAAUGCAGAAAACACUAUUUUACUUACUUACUUUUUUUUUUCUUGACUGGCAUUACUAAAAUGUAUUUUAUUUGCUCACUGUUUCAACUUUAUUGCUGCCACACUGUGAUAUUUGUAAUUUAUUUUAGAUCAGCUUUUUGUAAUCAUUUCAGUUGUAAAUUAAAGCCACGGAGCUCUUGA
Molecule: messenger RNA, 2964 nt
Organism: Protopterus annectens (West African lungfish)
Lineage: Eukaryota; Metazoa; Chordata; Ceratodontiformes; Protopteridae
Gene: CYREN
Product: cell cycle regulator of NHEJ
Exons: 4
Coding region: 380-964 (194 amino acids)
Biological process (GO): negative regulation of double-strand break repair via nonhomologous end joining; double-strand break repair via nonhomologous end joining
Cellular component (GO): cytoplasm; nucleus
Source: RefSeq, a predicted model, not a curated record